Vairimorpha ceranae is the source of this 2103-nucleotide messenger RNA. Its product is annotated as glucosamine fructose-6-phosphate aminotransferase. Gene Ontology annotation, biological process: UDP-N-acetylglucosamine metabolic process; protein N-linked glycosylation; fructose 6-phosphate metabolic process. The record is from RefSeq and is a predicted model, not a curated record. NCBI's taxonomy places the organism in Eukaryota, Fungi, Microsporidia, Nosematidae. The coding region runs from base 1 to 2103 and encodes 700 amino acids. Gene Ontology annotation, molecular function: carbohydrate derivative binding; L-glutamine:D-fructose-6-phosphate transaminase (isomerizing) activity. The transcript has a single exon.
AUGUGUGGAAUAUUUGGAUACGCAAAUUUUUUAACUGAAAAGACAAAAAAUCAGAUUUCGAAAAUUUUAAUUAACGGACUAAAAAGAAUUGAAUACAGGGGAUAUGAUUCUGCCGGGUUCUGUUUACAAGGAAAUGAUAAUAAAAACUACGUGUUGUUUAAAGAAGUCGGUAAAGUAGAAAAACUUGAAGAAAUGACUAAUCAACAAAAAAUAGUUGACAUGGACAGGUUACUUUUUAAUCACGUGGGUAUAGCCCACACAAGAUGGGCUACACAUGGUAAACCUAGUGUUGCUAACUGCCAUCCACUUAAAUCUGAUCCAGAUGGUAAAUUUUUAGUUGUUCACAAUGGUAUUAUUACCAACUAUAAAACACUUAAAGCUUUUUUAGAAAAGAGAAAGUAUGUUUUUAAAAGUGACACUGAUACAGAAGUUGCAGUUAAGCUGGCGCUUUAUUUCUACAAUGAGGAAAUUAAGAAAAACAAUCAACCUAAGUUUGUUGAUAUUAUUAAAAAAGUUAUUAAAAGAUGUGACGGAGCGUUUUCGUUUGUUUUUAUUUCGCCAAUUUUCCCGAAUGAAAUGGUAGCUGUACGAGUGAGCUCUCCGCUUUUAAUAGGUCUUAAAGGUGCCGAUAAAAUGUCUCUUGAUUUUUUUAAUGUAAGUUAUGGGAAUAUUACCGAUGAUGAACCAGCAUCUCCUUUAAUGUCUGCUACAACUUCACCGAUACUAACAUCAGCGAAUACAAUUAAUGUCAAUUUAAUUGAUGAUUUAAGAAAAGGGGUAGAUCGAUGUACGUUACACGCAGCAGAUAACGACGAAUUAGAAGUUUUUUUAUCUUCUGAUGCUUCGGCGCUUAUUGAACAUACGAAUAAAGUUAUAUAUUUAGAGGACAAUGAUAUUUGUCAUAUUUUUGCGGGCAAUUUAAUAAUACACCGACCUAAUUCUAAAAAUCAAGACACUUUAGGAGACAAGAGAGAGGUUAAGACAAUAGAAACAGAGCUUAAUGCAAUAAUGAAAGGUAAUUAUGAGCAUUUUAUGAUUAAAGAAAUAAAUGAACAGAAAGAAUCGGUUAUAAAUACAAUGAGAGGAAGAGUUAACUUUGAAGAAUCAACUGUUAAUUUGGGUGGAAUAAAAGAAUAUGUAAAUAUUCUAAAAAAGUGUAGUAGAUUUAUUUUUGUAGCCUGUGGAACAAGUUAUCACGCAGCAUUGAGCGUAAAAAGCCUUUUUGAAGAAUUAAUUGAACUACCGAUUAAUAUUGAAAUUGCGAGCGAUUUUUUAGAUAGAUGUCCGCCAAUAAAUAGAAAUGAUUGUGUCUUCUUUAUUUCUCAGAGUGGAGAAACAGCGGAUAGUGUAAUGGCAUUAAGAUACUGUAUAAAACAAGGGGCUCUAACUGUCGGUGUAACGAAUAUUGUUGGUAGUACGAUUUCACGCGAAACACACUGCGGUGUUCAUAUAAAUGCGGGGCCCGAAAUAGGAGUAGCAAGUACAAAAGCGUAUACGAGCCAGUUUAUUGCACUAAUACUUAUUGCAAUACAAAUUAGCCAAGAUAGUUUAAUUAAAUUAGAAAGACGGAAAGUAAUUAUUAAUGAGUUGAGAAAUAUUACUCACAAGAUUUCUCAAGUACUUACAUUAAAUGAUGAUAUUAAAGAAUAUGCUAAAUCCAUUUCUGAUAUUAAUUCGCUGGUACUAAUUGGUAGAGGCUAUCAGUAUCCAAUUUGCAUGGAAGGCGCUUUAAAAAUUAAAGAAAUAACAUACAUCCACUCUGAGGGGAUAAUGGCUGGCGAACUUAAGCAUGGUCCUAUUGCACUGGUUGAUGACAAGUUAAAUAUUCUUUUGUUCGUUACUAAUGAUAAGAAUUAUGAUAAAACAUCUAAUGUGAUACAUCAAAUUACUGCAAGAAAUGGAAAGCCCUUGAUUAUAGCAUCUGAAAGCAUAGCAGAUUCAUUUACAUCAGAAAAAGUUUUUAUUGUUCCUGAUACGAUUGAUUGCCUACAAGGUAUUUUAACAGUUAUCCCUGUUCAAUUGUUAUCUUAUCAUUUGGCAGUUUUAAGAGGAUUUAAUCCAGAUUUUCCUAGAAAUUUAGCAAAGUCAGUAACAGUUGAAUAA